Phycomyces blakesleeanus NRRL 1555(-) is the source of this 441-nucleotide messenger RNA. Its product is annotated as GATA-type zinc finger transcription factor. Gene Ontology annotation, biological process: positive regulation of transcription by RNA polymerase II; negative regulation of transcription by RNA polymerase II. The transcript is spliced from 2 exons. The annotation marks the transcript as partial. The record is from RefSeq and is a predicted model, not a curated record. NCBI's taxonomy places the organism in Eukaryota, Fungi, Mucoromycota, Mucoromycetes, Mucorales, Phycomycetaceae. Gene Ontology annotation, molecular function: zinc ion binding; DNA-binding transcription factor activity, RNA polymerase II-specific; RNA polymerase II cis-regulatory region sequence-specific DNA binding.
UUGAUAUGCUCAAACUGCUAUACAAAUAAGACACCUCUGUGGCGUAGAGAUGAUGACGGGGCAUCGCUGUGCAAUGCCUGUGGCCUUUAUCUCAAACUUCACAAUGAACGACGACCAAUGUCAAUGAAGACAGACACAAUUAAGAAAAGACAACGAUACGAAGGUGGUCAUCUGAAUAAGAAACACCCCAAAAAGCCCAGACCAACUCUUCCACCUACAUGUUCUCCAAAGUCACAUCGUGUUCCCAAGCCGUUUUCUCCUAGUCCAUCUCCCCAACUAAUGGAUAUCGGACGGUCUUACUACUACCAGCCACCACCAGAUCCAAAUUUCAGUCUAUCGAAUGCCCAGAAUGUCUAUCAAUCCUAUGCGUCUUCAUUUGUAAUGGAGAACGGCACAGCUAGAACGAACAACAAUCUGGAAAUCAACAUACCGCAUUUUUGA